AUGGUAGUUGAGAGUCUUCAACAUAGUGAUGUUACAUAUUUUCCAUCGAUUGGUGUGUGUGAGAUUGGCUACGUCAAAGAAGACUACAUUGAGUUGGAUAGAGAAGUGCGACGACUGGGCGGCGAAAAUAAUAUUAAUUUUGAUGUCGAAGAUUUUUUACUUCGUGCUGUGUAUUAUAAUCUUUACCAUUUCGGAUCGUUCGCAUCAUAUUGUUCGUCGUAUCGACAUUGUACGGAUAAUUGCAUAAAAUGUCCCGAAUUCAAUUAUGGUUAUUUUGCUAACAAGACUCGUCAACCAUGUUCCAAAUUGAUGAUCAACUGUACAUGGAAUGAAAAACCAUUUGACUGCUGUCGAUACUUUUUACCAAUUCAAACCACCAUGGGCAAAUGCUUUUUGUUGAAUUCAAUCCAAUUAAUUAACCGGAGCGAUGAUAGAUGGUUCAAAAUGAAGUUGGGAUCGGAGAAGAUGCAAGACUUUUUGAGAUUGGAGUUCUCAAAGGCAGCAUCGAUAACGGUGUUAAAUGAAGAAGAUGUCCCACAUAUGCUAUUGACCUAUUUAAUGUUCAAUCAACUGCACAGUGGCAUCCAACAGUAUAUCAAUUUGAAUGUUCAGAAUGUUGUAAAUGAUGAAGGUGUACAGGAUAUAAGUAAAAAAUCAAGAAGGUGUAUUUUUCCCGACGAGAAUUUCGGCUCGAAAUAUAAAUAUUACAGUUUCAGUGUAUGUGUUACCGAAUGUAUGAAGAAAACGCAGAUAGAAGCUUGCAAUUGCACACAUUUCAGCAUGAUUUAUGACGAUGGUCUGAAAUGUGACUGUCUGCCAUCAUGCAACGAACAUGAAAUCAAGCUCAUUGGUCGAACAUACAAAGCCGAAGAUAAAUCUGAACACAGGCGAAUCACACAAAUAAUAGUGCAAUCCCUUCCAACUCAAAGAUACCGUCGACAGGCUGUUCGCAACAAUUUGGAUAUUGUCGUCUCAAUUGGUGGAAUUAUGAGCCUUUAUCUUGGCGCUAGUAUUUUAAGUCUUGUGGAGUUUUUAUACUUUUUCACAAUUCGUGCAUCAACACGUCAAACCCAAACAGACAAAUAA
Contarinia nasturtii (swede midge) is the source of this 1086-nucleotide messenger RNA. RefSeq names its product pickpocket protein 19-like. The transcript has 9 exons. Gene Ontology annotation, molecular function: ligand-gated sodium channel activity. Lineage: Eukaryota; Metazoa; Arthropoda; Insecta; Diptera; Cecidomyiidae. Gene Ontology annotation, cellular component: membrane. The record is from RefSeq and is a predicted model, not a curated record. Bases 1 to 1086 code for a protein of 361 amino acids. Gene Ontology annotation, biological process: sodium ion transmembrane transport.